Molecule: messenger RNA, 4868 nt
Organism: Rhinolophus ferrumequinum (greater horseshoe bat)
Lineage: Eukaryota; Metazoa; Chordata; Mammalia; Chiroptera; Rhinolophidae
Gene: NPC1L1
Product: NPC1 like intracellular cholesterol transporter 1
Exons: 19
Coding region: 140-4123 (1327 amino acids)
Cellular component (GO): membrane
Molecular function (GO): lipid carrier activity
Source: RefSeq, a predicted model, not a curated record
AUUGGUCCCCAGCCCAGUCAGGCCAGGCUGUCUCUGGCAGGAAGCUGACCUGUGUGCGUCCCUGGAGCCAGCCCUUGGCUGUGUCCGGCUGUCCCAGUGGCCAGGUCUCACUUCCCUCUAGCCCCUUCCUGGUGCCGGGAUGGCAGAGGCCGGCCUGGGAGGCUGGCUGCUCUGGGCCCUGCUCUUGCAUUCGGCCUGGGGCGAGCUGUACACGCCGAAGCAUCAGCCGGGCUACUGCGCCUUUUACGAUGAGUGCGGGAAGAACCCGGAGCUGUCCGGAAGCCUGGCCUCGCUGUCCAACGUGUCCUGCCUGUCCAACACUCCUGCCCGCCACGUCACCGGCGCCCACCUGACCCUCCUGCGCCGCGUCUGCCCCGGCCUGUACACCGGCCCCACCACCACAUACGCCUGCUGCUCCCACAAGCAGCUGGUGUCCCUGGAGGCGAGCCUGGCGAUCACCAAGGCCCUGCUGACCCGCUGCCCGGCCUGCUCGGACAACUUCGUGAGCCUGCACUGUCACAACACGUGCAGCCCCAACCAGAGCGUCUUCAUCAAUGUGACGCGCGUGGCCGUGCGUGGGGACAGCGAGCCCCCCGCCGUGGUGGCCUACGAGGCCUUCUACCAGCGCAGCUUCGCGGAGGAGACGUACGACUCCUGCAGCCGCGUGCGCAUCCCCGCGGCCGCCUCGCUGGCGGUGGGCGCCAUGUGCGGCGUGUACGGCUCCGCCCUCUGCAACGCCCAGCGCUGGCUCAAUUACCAGGGGGACACGGGGAACGGCCUGGCGCCCCUGGACAUCACGUUCCACCUGUGGGAACCCGGCCAGGCCGCGGGGAGCGUGAUGCAGCCUCUGGCCGGGAACAUUACGCGCUGCAACGAGUCCCGGGGCGACGGCGCGGCCGCUUGCUCCUGCCAGGACUGCGCGGCGUCCUGCCCCGCCAUCGUCCGGCCCCAGGCCCUGGACGCCACCUUCCGCCUGGGCCGCAUGGCGGGCGGGCUGGCUCUGAUUAUCAUCCUCUGCUCUGUCCUCGCCGUGCUCGCUGCGGUGCUCACUGCCUUCCGCGUGCAGCCCGGCCUGGCGUCCUGCAGCUCCAAGGGUGGGAUGCCCGGCCGCAGGGCGGACCUCAGCCUCUCCAGCAGGAUCAGCCUCUGGACCCACAACUUCCUCAGCCAGUGCUUCCAGAGCUGGGGCACGUGGGUGGCCUCGUGGCCACUGACCGUCCUGGCGGUGUCCAUCGCUGUGGUGGUGGCCUUGGCCGCUGGCCUGGCCUUUAUAGAACUGACCACGGACCCCGUGGAGCUGUGGUCAGCCCCCAACAGCCAAGCUCGGAAGGAGAAGGCUUUCCAUGACCAGCAUUUUGGCCCCUUCUUCCGAACCAACCAGGUGAUCUUGACGGCGCCGCAGCGGCCCAGCUACAGGUACGACUCUCUGCUGCUGGGGCCCAAGAACUUCAGCGGCGUGCUGGCCCCAGACCUGCUGCUGGAGUUGCUGGAUCUGCAGGAGCGGCUGCGGAACCUGCAGGUGUGGUCGCCCCAGGAGCAGCGCAACGUGUCCCUGAGCGACAUCUGCUACGCGCCCCUCAACCCGCACAACGCCAGCCUGGCCGACUGCUGCAUCAACAGCCUCCUGCAGUAUUUCCAGAACAACCGCACGCGCCUGCUGCUCACGGCCAACCAGACGCUGACCGGGCAGACCGCACAGGUCGACUGGAAGGACCACUUCCUCUACUGCGCCAACGCCCCACUCACCUUUAAAGAUGGCACGGCCCUGGCCCUGAGCUGCAUGGCCGACUACGGGGCCCCUGUCUUCCCUUUUCUCGCCGUGGGGGGCUACAAAGGGAAGGACUACUCAGAGGCGGAGGCUCUGAUCAUGACCUUUUCCCUCAACAACUACCCUCCUGGGGACCCCCGGUUGGCCCGUGCCAAGCUCUGGGAGGGGGGCUUCUUGGAGGAGGUGCAAGCCUUCCAGAGGCGGACUGCCGGCAUGUUCCAAGUCACAUUCAUGGCGGAGCGCUCCCUGGAGGACGAGGUCAGCCGCACCACAGCCCAGGACCUGCCAGUUUUUGCUGUCAGCUACCUGGUCAUCUUCCUGUAUAUCUCCCUGGCCCUGGGCAGCUACACCAGCUGCAGCCGUGUGCCGGUGGAUGCCAAGGCCACACUGGGCCUGGGCGGGGUGACCGUGGUGCUGGGAGCCGUCAUGGCCGCCAUGGGCCUCUUCUCCUACCUGCGCGUGCCCUCCUCCCUGGUGGUCCUUCAGGUGGUGCCAUUCCUGGUACUGGCCGUGGGGGCUGACAACAUCUUCAUCUUCGUCCUAGAGUACCAGAGGCUUCCGCGGCGGCCCGGGGAGCAGCGGGAGGCCCACAUUGGCCGAGCGCUGGGCAGCGUGGGGCCCAGCAUGCUGCUGUGCAGUGUCUCCGAGGCCAUCUGCUUCUUCCUGGGUGCCCUGACGCCCAUGCCCGCUGUGCGGGUCUUUGCGCUGACCUCCGGCGUGGCGGUGAUGCUGGACUUCCUGUUGCAGAUGUCAGCCUUCGUGGCCCUGGUGUCUCUGGACAGCAGGAGGCAGGAGGCCUCCCGGCUGGACGUCUGCUGCUGCAUCCGCACCCGGGAGCUGCCUUCGUCUGGCCAAAGCGAGGGGCUGCUGAUCGGCUUCUUCCGGAAGGUCUACGCCCCAUUCCUGCUGCACCGGGUCACGCGUGUGGUCGUGCUGCUGGUGUUCCUGGCCCUGUUUGGGGUGGGUCUCUAUUUCAUGUGCCACAUCAGCGUGGGGCUGGACCAGGAGCUGGCCCUUCCCAAGGACUCGUACCUGCUUGACUACUUCCUCUUUCUGAACCGCUACUUUGAAGUGGGGGCCCCAGUCUACUUUGUCACCACCGGGGGCUACAACUUCUCCAGCCAAAUGGGCAUGAAUGCCAUCUGCUCCAGUGCGGGCUGCAAAAACUACUCCUUAACCCAGAAGAUCCAGUAUGCCACCGAGUUCCCUGAGCAAUCUUACUUGGCCAUCCCCGCCUCGUCCUGGGUGGAUGACUUCAUCGACUGGCUGACCCCGUCCUCCUGCUGCCGCCUUUAUGCCUUUGGCCCCCAUAAAGACGAGUUCUGCUCUUCGACUGUCAACUCCCUGGCCUGUCUCAAGAGCUGUGUGAGCCUCACACUUGGCCCCGUCCGGCCAACGGUGGAGCAGUUCCACAAGUACCUUCCCUGGUUCCUGAAUGACCCGCCCAACAUCAAGUGUCCCAAAGGUGGCCUGGCAGCGUACAGCACCUCCGUGGAUUUGGGCCCCGAGGGCCAGAUUCUAGCCUCGCGCUUCAUGGCCUACCACACGCCCCUAAAGACGUCACAGGAUUACACGGAGGCUCUGCGGGCAGCUCGGGCGCUGGCGGCCAACAUCACCGCAGACCUGCGGAAGGUGGAGGGCACCGACCCGGCCUUCGAGGUCUUCCCCUACACGAUCACCAACGUGUUCUACGAGCAGUACCUGACGGUGGUGCCCGAGGGGCUGUUCAUGCUCAGCCUCUGCCUGGUGCCCACCUUCGUCGUCUGCUGCCUCCUGCUGGGCAUGGACCUGCGCUCCGGCCUCCUGAACCUCUUCUCCAUCAUCAUGAUCCUGGUGGACACCGUGGGCUUCAUGGCACUCUGGGGCAUCAGCUACAACGCCGUGUCCCUCAUCAACCUGGUCACGGCGGUGGGCAUCUCUGUGGAGUUCGUGUCCCACAUCACACGCUCCUUCGCUGUCAGCACGAAACCCACCCGGCUGGAGAGGGCCAAGGAGGCCACCAUCUCCAUGGGCAGUGCGGUGUUCGCCGGCGUGGCCAUGACUAACCUGCCUGGCAUCCUGGUCCUGGGCCUGGCCAGGGCCCAGCUCAUCCACAUCUUCUUCUUCCGUCUGAACCUGCUCAUCACGCUGCUGGGCCUGCUGCACGGCCUGGUCUUCCUGCCGGUGGUGCUCAGCUACCUGGGGCCUGAUGCCAACCCAGGCCUGGUGCUGGAGCAGAAGCGGGCAGAGGAGGCAGUCAUGGCCAGGAUGGCUUCCUGCCCAAAGCAUCCGUCCCCGAUGAGCAUGGCCAAAAGCAUCUACGUCAACUACAGCUUUGAACAUCCUGCCAGCUGUGAGGUUGGGCAGACAUCGUGAUGCAGCCAGGGCCCCAGCCAGGCUGGAGAGGCAAUGAGGACUCCCCGGUGGGAACGUUGACCCCUCCUCCCCCUCAGGGCCCAGGAGAGGCUGUCCCUGUGGGAAUGUCCAUGACGGGCACCUUCUGGCCAGCAGGUCCCUGAUGGGCUCUCAGCCCUGGUAGCAGGGCCCUCAUUUCCAAGAAGUUGGCACAGGAUAGUCGUCUUCUCCCUGAGACCUGGGUCUCGGGUGUCCAGGAAUAAGACACACUUCUUGACAAUUGUUCCAGACUCAGAACUCUCCCAUAAUCGCCCACUUCCUACCCACCCCCCUCCAGCGCUCUGGCAAAAAAGUCCCACUAUGGUGUCAGCCUUUAAGACUCUUUAGCGUCACUGAGAACAGACAGCAGGACCCUCAGCCUGGCUGCAGUUUCCGCAGAAGGCCAGGGAGAGGCUUCCUGCUGGUGGGGGAGGGCAGCAGAAUGCUCUGGAAAACAUACUGUCAUGGAUUGACCUCACUAGAAAUGACACUUGGUUUGGCCUCCAGCUCCAACCAUUAUUAAGACCUCCAAUGGAGGCUGCCAGUGUGUCUGCAAGGCUGCGCGAGCUCCUGGGGACAGGCCAGCCCUCCCACCGCUGUCACAUGCCUGGAGCACCGGCCAGGGCCUCAAACCAGCCCAACCAUGAUCCCGUGAAAUGUAGACCGAGGAAUGCACCUUGCUCAGUGCGUGCACACUGGUGCUUAAUAAAUGUCUAUUGAGGAGAAA